This is a messenger RNA of Blepharisma stoltei, 456 nucleotides long. NCBI's taxonomy places the organism in Eukaryota, Ciliophora, Heterotrichea, Heterotrichida, Blepharismidae. The record is from the annotation of a GenBank genome assembly.
AUGGGAAGAACGAAAGGGUUUAAAGUCUUAAAGAAAGCUGCUGAAGAAUUUGUGAAUUUUAAGCCUCCAAAAGUAAGCGAUAAAAUUCACACACAUCCCAAAGUACUUGAGAUCCACAACCAAUUGACUAAGCCUUUAUUGCCAUUAAAAUACAAACUUCAAGAAUUGCCAAGCCCUGAUACCACAUGGAAUACUCCUCUAGGAGGAACAAAUGCCAUUCCUUUUCAAAUUUCAAGAACAUGGACAGGGAAUUUGCCAGUGUACACUGAGUUUAGAAAUGAUAGAUCAAGAAAAUUGACAAUUAUUAGAAAAAUCUUGGGAGAUGUGGAAGAGUUCAAGACUGAGCUGCAAAAAGUUGUAAGCAACUCACCAAUAUAUGAGAAAAACGGUAGAAUUGAGGUGAAAGGAUUACAUUCUGAGAGUGUCAAGCUUUGGCUGAGGAAAUUAGGAUUUUAA